Exaiptasia diaphana is the source of this 1726-nucleotide messenger RNA. RefSeq names its product CAAX prenyl protease 2. The transcript has 10 exons. Gene Ontology annotation, molecular function: metalloendopeptidase activity. The record is from RefSeq and is a predicted model, not a curated record. Gene Ontology annotation, biological process: CAAX-box protein processing. Gene Ontology annotation, cellular component: endoplasmic reticulum membrane. The coding region runs from base 1 to 897 and encodes 298 amino acids. NCBI's taxonomy places the organism in Eukaryota, Metazoa, Cnidaria, Anthozoa, Actiniaria, Aiptasiidae.
AUGGUGGACGGAGUUGGACCAUUUGUGAGCUUUUCUGAAAUCACAACACUGAGGAGUUUUGUAGCAUGUUUUAUCAUUGCUGUUUCAUAUGUUGUUAGUUUAUAUAUUUACAAAUCACCUCUGCCAAGAGAUCAUCCAAAGACUAUAAAGCAAAGGUUCAAAAGCGUUUUUGUAGUGUCACUUCUAGCUCCUUUGUAUGUUUGGUUCUGGUCUGACAGCAGAUCUGGUGCCCUUAGUGUCAAGUUUUAUUCAUUAUGGAGAUGGCUAGGAAUUCACAUCAAUAAUGUCAUUGUAGCAUCUGUUUUACCUCUUUUGUUGACCAUGGUUCUGUUUCUUGGUCCUUUGGUACUAUUGUUUAUAAAUAAGGAAAUUCAAAUAUCAGAUUUGUCAAAGUCCAUCACUUCAUUGAGCUCAGUGCAGAUUCGCAACUACAUAGUGGCACCUCUUACAGAGGAAUUUGUCUACAGAGCAUGUAUGCUUCCAUUGUUAAUACCAAGUUUUGGAGUUCAAUGGUCAGUCAUCAUCUGUCCUUUAUUCUUUGGUGUUGCACAUGUUCACCAUGUCAUAGAGAGAUUGUGGGUCAAUGGUGAAAAGCCUAAAGAAGUUUGGUUUUCAGCGUUGUUCCAGUUUGGCUACACAACAAUCUUUGGUGCCUACUCUGCGUUCUUAUUUGUCAGAACAGGUAAUCUAGCUGGACCAGUAAUUUGUCAUAGUUUUUGUAAUUUCAUGGGAUUCCCACCUCUUGACGAAGUGCCUCAUUCAAAGUAUCCAUAUCUAAUUUCAGGAUCGUUUGUGCUUGGCCUGGUUAUUUUUCUAUGUAUAGCAAUGCCAAUGACCAAUCCUUCCUGGUAUAAUUCCAUUUAUUACCACGAAGAUGGACUGUUUUCGAUGUGGUAAUGAAUAAAAUAAGAAAUGACAGAGAGACGACAGACCAUUGAAACACAGGACAGAAGCGGCUACUCCUGGCAUGACCUUCUUUAUAGUCAAGUCUCGGUUAUAAUCUGGUGCCCGCAUCAAAGAGUGUCCACUCUAAAGUGUUUUGCCUUCAGUAUAACUUCUUUGAUGUGUAUAUAGUCUAAUGAGGUGUCCGUGACACGGUGGUGUUCGCUGUAUCGAAAGUCUGUGUAAGGCGAAAGCUGAUAGUAUGGGAAAUUUUCCAAGCCUUAUAUACUGUAAGGGUUGACCACUACUGUCAGAACGAAGCUUGCGAUUGAUCGAGACAACAAAACAAAGAAUUGUAGGAUAAUGUUUAACUGUUCUACUGGACAUCUUUCUUUUCUUGUAUUGAAUGCCUCUCUUUGUUAUUUCAUCAAAUGGCAGAGCUGUGUUCUAACAGUAGUGUACAUUUUUUCUGUAAUUACUGUAUUGACUAAAUGAUAGAGUUGAAAUUUUGAGAAUGCACAGACGAUAUACAAGUCUUCCACACACAAUUUAAUUGCAAAAACUAUAAAGGAAUCUCUGUAACAAGUGAAUAAUGUAAUGAGUGAAAUGCAGCAGGGAGUCUGGCCCCAAAGUUUCUGAUAGGUAUAAGAUGAAGAACAUCUUAGAAAACACAAACAUUAGCAUAACGUAUUUUAAAAGAGCAAACUAUUUUUGGAUUAUAUUUUCAAAGCUAAAGAUUCAGAUGUCUUGAUGUUGCUGGAUGUAGAAUUUCUAAUAAAAAAUUCCGAAUAGUUUGAGAAUGUAUAGUAAAUACUGAAGUUGAAUUAAAAUAAAUGCAUGACAA